AUGGCAUCACACAAACAAACCCAAUCAUUAUACGUAGAAUGUCAAUUUCCAGACAUUAGAAAGAGAAUUUAUGUUUCAUUGGUUGAUGAAAAUAUUUUUCAAUCAGUUGUUGUUCAACAAGAUUGGACUUUAAAAUGUUUAUUAAAUUAUUUAAAAUCAUCAUUUAAAGUUUCAGAUUCUAUUAAAUAUGUAUCAUUAUUUACAACUGAUAAAGUAAUGAUUACAUCAUUGGAUGUAUUGGUUCAUAAUCAGGUACUUAGAUUGACACCUGGUAUUGAAACUCCAAUCAUCCCAUAUGUCAUUCAACAACAACAACCAGAGAAAAAACAACCAACCUCUACUCUUAUUCAUGAUAGAUCAGAAGUUGAUCAUUCAGAUGAUAAUAAGAGUUUAUAUGAUUUAUCAUAUGAUUGUAAAAAUCCAUUCCUAGAUAUAUUCUAUGAAUUGAAAAGACAAUACAAACAUUUGAUUCAAAUUGGAGAAUCAAAACCAUAUACUGCAACUCUCUACCUUGCCUCACAUUGUGAUAGAACUGAUUCAUCGGCAUGGAUAGUAUUCAAAAAUGACAUGCAACCCGAUCAAUUCACCUAUUCCAUCCAUAUGGCCUCGGCCAUUGCACUAGAGUAUCGAUUGAAACAAAAUUUCAAAAAUCUUACAUCAGUCUAUCAACUCCCACAAGUAUUGGAAGCAGUCAUGUUAACCUUUCAAGAUUACUAUCAAAAGGCACCUGGUAACGCCAAGUAUCCUGCUUAUAUGGAUGGUGAAUUAGUCUCUUUCUUCCCAUCAGAUUAUAUUGAAGUUAAUUCAAUUACUAAAUCACAAUUCAUAUUAGAAUGUAAGGAGAUUGAAAAUAAGAUUAGUCAAUCUUUGGGAGUUUGUCAAUCAAUUAUUAAGAAUUUAUUAUUCAAGUUUAAAUUAUCAAGUAUUAAAUGUACUGGUUAUAUCAAUAAGAAUUUAAAAGGACAUCUUGACAAGAAUGAUGUUCGUCAUUUGAAAUUCAUUGAUACCGACGGUCAAUCAUGUCCCAUUUGUUUUGAUGAUGAUUUGACAGUUGACCAAAUCGUUCAAUUGGCAUGUGGACAUUACAUGUGUACACCAUGUUUUACUCAAUUCAUCGAUACUGAAGUUGAACAUGGCUUGGGCAAUGGAUUCCCCAUUCAAUGUCCAGAUGUACAUUGUCCACUCAUUAUCGAUUCAUCAACCAUUUCAGCAACCUUGACCAAGAGUAAUCUAUUUGAGAAUUUCAAGACUCAAUUAUUUAGAGAUUACAAGAUUUCAUCUGGUAGUCCUCAAUGUGCCGUUAAAAAUUGUAAACAUAUGAUCCUAAAUAAUCCAGAUCUCCAAUUGGUGCUCCCAUUCAGUGGAUGUACAUGUCAAUCAACUCUAUGUUAUCAUUGUGGUGCAUCUGCCUAUCACUGGCCACACUAUUGCAAGGGUAACCUCAAUGAAUUAUUCAACGAAGAUUUAGAAACUAUUAAAUAUCUCUUGGCAACUUCAACUCUUUGUCCAUCUUGUCAAUAUCCUGUUCAAAAAACAACCGGAUGUAAUCAUAUUAAAUGUGGAAUAUGUAAUACUGACUUUUGUUAUGUUUGUGGACUAAAAUAUGUAAAUGGAGGUCAUCCAUUGAUCAAUGGAGCGUAUGGGUGCCCUGGAGACCAAAGACGUAAGCUAUUGAUUGCCAAGGGUGUUGAAAAGUCUGUUGGUUUAAAGGCAAGUACAUUGUUGGCCUUGCAUGGAAAUCCAGAUUCACCAGCUCGAUUCCUCAUUGUUCAAUUCCAAGAGUUUUCAAAAUCUUUAGAAGGUAACUUUGCUAGAAAGGAUUACCAAGGGAUCAAGGAAAAGGCCGAUUACUGUGUUUCGCUAUUCAAAGAAUACUUGGAGGAAAAAUUAAAAAAGAAUGGAAAGAGAAGAAAGGAGAUCGUCGAUGAAAUUCAAAAAUGUACUCAUGCCAUUGCCUCGAGAUUCCAAAUUAAAAAGAAUGGUCAUAGCCAUAUCGAACCUCAUGUUGAUGACCGUAUCAAGAUCAAGACAGUGUCAUGUACUCUAUCAAUCAAUGGUGUGUUGGAUGAAGGUAUCAAUCUCUUUGUAAAGACAAACAUGUCUGAAUGGAAGAUUGAUAUUUUAGAAUCACUCGGUCUCUCUAUGACAAAAGACAACGAAUCCAAAUUUACAAAUUAUCUCAACAAAAUGAUCAUCUAUAAUCUUGGUGGAAAUAUCAUCAAGUCUUCCAGACACGUUGUAUUGGGUGAAAGAAUCUUUAUAGCUCUUCAAGGUGAAGAUUAUCUUGAUCCACAAAUCCCAAAUGAAAAUGAAAUAUCACCAAGACCAUCCUCAUCUCCAACUGGUUCAUCAUCAAACAAGAAACGAUCCAAUAAGAGAUCAUCAUCUCCACCACCACCACCACCACCUUCAUCAUCUCCAUCAAAUAUCUAUCAAGAAUUGGAGGAUUUAAGAUCCAACCCAAUUUACAGAGAUGCUGCUGUCUAUAAUAAUGAAGAAGAUGAACAACUUGCAUUGCUCAGACUCCAAGUCAACGGUGAAUUAAAACAUCUUUUAGUUGAUCAAGAACAUGGUGACAGUGAUGAUGAUGACAUUGCCGAUCAAUGGGAAGAUUGUUUCGACCAAGGCGAAGAAGAAGAUUGGGAAUUGAUUGAACAACUUGAACAAAUCAAACAAAUGGAAAAGAUGGAAAAGAUGAAACAAGAAAAGACCAAUCAUCACGAGUUUCAAGUUGAUGCUCUUGGAUGGCAAGUAUUCCCAGCUAUUCCAAGUUCACCAAGUCGACCACUCUCUAUUCCAUGUGGUUUGUCGGCAACCAAGAAGAAUAUCAGUACCAACCAUAAUCAUUUGGAAGAUUUCUUGGAUGAUGAUUUUUUGGAAAAGUAUGAUUCUGUUAUCGAAAAUUUUGAAAAGGUUCAUAAGAAAUUACUCUACCCAUUACCACCAUGGAAUUAA
This is a messenger RNA of Cavenderia fasciculata, 2955 nucleotides long. RefSeq lists its product as uncharacterized. Bases 1 to 2955 code for a protein of 984 amino acids. NCBI's taxonomy places the organism in Eukaryota, Evosea, Eumycetozoa, Acytosteliales, Cavenderiaceae. Gene Ontology annotation, cellular component: cytoplasm; ubiquitin ligase complex. Gene Ontology annotation, molecular function: zinc ion binding; ubiquitin protein ligase activity; ubiquitin conjugating enzyme binding. The transcript has 4 exons. The record is from RefSeq and is a predicted model, not a curated record. Gene Ontology annotation, biological process: protein polyubiquitination; positive regulation of proteasomal ubiquitin-dependent protein catabolic process; ubiquitin-dependent protein catabolic process.